AUGGCAUCCUCAUGGCUUCAGUCGAUGAAUAUGGCCACUGGUUGGGUGGUAAUGGUACUGUUUGUACAGACUUGUUUCGUUCUCGGCACUGUUACGUCGGUCGGUGUCUUCUUCUCAGAGUUCAAAGACACCUUGGGGAUAUCAUCUGCAGACAUUGGCAUAUCGCUGGGUCUAUUCAAUGCGUUCACGUUCGGACCGGGACCGGUAGUGGCAAGUCUUUACAGCUACGCAUGGUUAAGACGCCCUCUACUCAUCACAGGAUCUGUUUUAGCACCGUUGGGUCUUCUUCUAAGUUCCACAGUGACCAAUAACAUUGAACUGGCUGUCUGUCUAUCCUUUGCAGGUCUAGGUGGGAAUAUUCUAUCUCAGUGUCUGGUGAUCUGCUUGGACGUACACGCCCAUGACCAUUUCCACACCCUCUUUGGAAUCAGCAAGUCAGGUUAUGCCUUUGGGAUGCUGAUUAGUCCUUUACUUGCAGCCUGCCUGAUGGACGUCUAUGGCUGGAGGGGCGCCAUGCUGAUCAUGGGAGCGGUCACCUCUAAUAUCAUACCUCUCACCAUGAUGGUAGAUACAACUAUUCGUGACAAGUCAAAAACGGAAGGACAUUCGGAUUCAUCCAAAUCGCAGAACCACUCUGAAGAAACAUCUUUAGAGGAUACGGACAUGAUUGACGGCUUGAUUAAGAAAUGUCCAUCAGAAGUGACAAAUACCGUAGAGGAACACCAUCAAAGGCAGUUUUCUGAGGCAGUUCAACCUGAUGACAAAGAACUCUAUGGAACAUUGUGUCGACACCCAUGA
This is a messenger RNA of Lytechinus variegatus (green sea urchin), 798 nucleotides long. RefSeq names its product monocarboxylate transporter 13-like. Gene Ontology annotation, molecular function: monocarboxylic acid transmembrane transporter activity. The transcript has 3 exons. The record is from RefSeq and is a predicted model, not a curated record. Bases 1 to 798 code for a protein of 265 amino acids. Gene Ontology annotation, biological process: transmembrane transport. NCBI's taxonomy places the organism in Eukaryota, Metazoa, Echinodermata, Echinoidea, Temnopleuroida, Toxopneustidae.